This is a messenger RNA of Oncorhynchus gorbuscha (pink salmon), 5511 nucleotides long. Its product is annotated as high-affinity choline transporter 1-like. Gene Ontology annotation, cellular component: axon; perikaryon; plasma membrane. Gene Ontology annotation, biological process: neuromuscular synaptic transmission; acetylcholine biosynthetic process; transmembrane transport. NCBI's taxonomy places the organism in Eukaryota, Metazoa, Chordata, Actinopteri, Salmoniformes, Salmonidae. Gene Ontology annotation, molecular function: choline:sodium symporter activity. The record is from RefSeq and is a predicted model, not a curated record. The coding region runs from base 190 to 1962 and encodes 590 amino acids. The transcript is spliced from 9 exons.
UACACACGGGUGGCGUGGAUUACGUUGAGUUCUAAGAUCUUUCCUACCAGGAUCUUACCCAUUAUUCUCUGGAAAUCCAGUUGGUCGCUAUUUUGCAACCACCGCCCGACGUCCAUUUAAGAGCCAACUAUAAAGGUCUCAAUGAAACGCCGUUCCUCACGCAGAGACUGAUCACGGCAGUGGAAGAGGAUGGCCGUCCACGCUGAGGGGAUCGUGGCUAUAGUGAUCUUCUACUUGCUGAUUCUGGCCGUGGGGAUAUGGGCCGCGUGGAAGAACAAAAACUCAGGGGUGUCGGAGGGCCAGGACCGCAGUGAAACCAUCAUGGUGGGCGGGAGGGACAUUGGGUUGUUCGUCGGUGGAUUCACCAUGACGGCUACAUGGGUGGGCGGCGGCUACAUCAACGGGACGGCAGAGUAUGUCUACCUGCCUGACUACGGCCUUGCCUGGGCACAGGCUCCCUUUGGAUACGCCCUCAGUCUGGUAGUAGGUGGCCUGUUCUUUGCCAAGCCCAUGCGCUCCAGGGGUUACGUCACCAUGCUGGACCCGUUCCAGCAGAUAUAUGGGAAGCGCAUGGGGGGGCUGCUAUUCAUUCCCGCGCUCAUGGGGGAGAUCUUCUGGUCUGCCGCCAUCUUGUCAGCCCUGGGAGCUACUCUGAGUGUGAUUGUGGACAUUGACAUCAACAUGUCGGUGGUGAUCUCAGCCCUGAUAGCCAUCUUCUACACCCUGGUAGGAGGCCUGUACUCUGUGGCCUACACUGACGUGGUGCAGCUCUUCUGUAUCUUCCUGGGACUGUGGGUCAGUGUGCCGUUUGCCCUGUCCAACCCAGCGGUGUCAAGCAUCAGUGUGACAGCUAAAGAGGCUGUGUACCAGACACCCUGGCUGGGUAAGAUAGACUCAGCAGACACCUGGAUGUGGAUCGACAACUUCUGUCUUCUGAUGUUGGGGGGGAUUCCGUGGCAGGUGUAUUUUCAACGGGUUCUCUCUGCCUCUUCAGCUACGUACGCCCAGGUUCUGUCCUUCAUCGCUGCCGCUGGUUGCCUGGUCAUGGCUGUCCCCUCCGUCCUCAUAGGAGCGAUAGGGGCCUCCACAGACUGGAACCAGACUACAUACGGGGCAAUUCCUCCCAAAGAGAAGGACCAAUCAGAUAUGAUCCUGCCCAUCGUGCUGCAGCACCUGUGCCCACCCUGGAUCUCCUUCUUUGGUCUGGGGGCGGUGUCUGCCGCUGUGAUGUCAUCAGCGGACUCCUCCAUCCUUUCAGCCAGUUCAAUGUUCGCCAGAAACAUCUACAAGCUGGCCUUCAGACAGUCUGCGACAGACCGUGAGAUCGUGUGGGUGAUGCGUAUCACCAUCUUUGUGUUCGGAGCUCUGGCCACGGCCAUGGCAUUGCUCACAGGGACAGUAUACGGCCUGUGGUACCUGAGCUCCGACCUGGUCUAUGUUAUCAUCUUCCCCCAGCUGCUCAGCGUGCUCUUCAUCAAAGGAACCAACACGUACGGCUCGGUGGCCGGCUACAUCUUCGGUCUGCUGCUGCGUAUCGGGGGAGGGGAACCCUACCUCAAACUUCCCCCCUUUAUCUACUAUCCCGGCUGGGUGCAACAGGAGAAGAUCCACCACCUGACUGGAGACGUGGAGUACUUCAUCCAGCAACGCUUCCCCUUUAAAACGGUCUCCAUGCUGGCCUCCUUCCUGGGUAACGUGGCCUUCUCCUACCUGCUCAAGUACCUGUUUGAGUCUGGGACUCUGUCUCAUAAGUAUGACUUCAUGGAUGCUGUGGUGUCCAAACACAGUAAGGAGAUUAUGGACAAGACCACGUUGGUCAGUCACGACAACAUCAUCCUGUCGGAGAUGGCGCCGGUCAAAACGCACCUCAGCACCUCACUGGCCGGGGCGUUUACAAACACAGAGGCUCUCAGUGAUGACGAGGAGUCCAGCCCCGAGUCCUUAAACAACGACCAGGAGUAGAGACCAGGACCCAAAGCCCAGGACCCAGAGCCAGACCUAGACCCAGAACUGACUAGAACCAGCCCUCCUGGGUACCUACCCUCCUGCAGAAUGUUGCUCCAGCCUUGAUCUAACAUACCUGACGCUACUAAUCAGCAUCUUUAAUAGCUCAACCAGGUGUGCUACAGUAGGGCUGGAGCAAAAGCCUGCAUACCAAUUGCUCUCCAGCAGAAGGGUUAGCCAGCCCUGAUGUAGAUCCUUGAACCCAGGCCCAGACCAGGUCUGUCCAGCCAUCCAGCCCCGUUGUGUUCUCAUCAUAUCAACCACUGACUGACUCUCUGCGAAUCAAACGCCAUGGUCAUUUUAGUUUUCUGUUCUCAGUGCUGCUACAGUAAAUGGAGUCAUUAUAAAGGUAAGGUAAUCAAGGUAUAAAAUAGAACUGUCUGUAUGUGUCAAUAGGGAACUCUGAGAUGGAUGCCAGCCCAGAGGGUGAUGAGAAUAAUGCAACAUUUAAUUGUGUGUGUGUGUACGUGUGUGCGUACGUGUGUGUGUGUACGUGUGUGCGUGCGUGAACAAAUUCACCUCCAUUAGUUAUGUGUCUGAAAUCAGUUUUAGAUUAUUUUAUUUAUUUAUUUAGAUUAUUUCCUAAUUUGCUAAGAAUUAACUUACUAAUACAGCAAUACUGUUUUUAGGGUCCAUGCUUUAAAUAUAUAUGUCAUUACAAAUCAUUACAAAUCGUUGAUUGUUUUUUAUCUUGAUAGCAAAAACACAACAUUUCAGUUUGUUUUUAUGUUGUGUGCUCAUAAUCUAAUUUACACACAAUAACCUGGUACAGUUCAGAAUACUCAGUGUUAACAGUAUUUGCAUAGUAACCGGAUUUGAACAGAGCUGAGAAGAGAAACUCCUAUUCCAUGUUGUCCAUGUCCCAAAAUCCUCCUCUCUGCAGGUGGAGAGGUUCAAUACUGUGCUGUUGUGUUAGAGGGGAACACUUGCUAUAUUUCACAGUCUUACAUCACAUUUUUACUGAGAAACUACCGUGUGUCAGCAAUAUAGGUGACAAGACAUACAAAUACUGUAUUAAUGGCUAUACUGGUUGAAAGUGGACCUAGCUGUGGUUUUCAUCCAUCUGCAUCAGAAAUUACACCAUAUUCCCUAUAUAGUGCACUACUUUUGGCCAGAGCCACAUAAGAUUAGGUAGUGUGCUAUAUAGGAAAUAGGGUACCAUUUGAGAUGGGCCCUAUAAUCGUUUGUUACCUUCUCUAAACUGUUAUUGAGUGCAGAGCAGCAGCAGAGUGGCAGAGGGGUUGGGGAGGCUGAGAUUGCUCCUCCAGGGAUCGUAUCAAUAACCUGUUUGCACGAACGAUUCGAUUCUUCUCCAUCCGUCUGCCCCAAGAACAUUUGAUUGGUUCCAAGCUGGUUAUGAGCUGAGACAGGAAAAGAACAGCACUGGUUGUUUUGGUAUCAGUGGUUGUAAUGAUUGGAAGCUGAGCAGGUCCUAUGCUGAGUGAAUGAUAGGUGAACGCUGACAGGGAACGCUAGCCUUUUGGGGAGCCCAUGUUUUAUGUUUUAAACGUAAUUUCCUGAGAUUCUACACAUUUUGCCAUGGAGUGUAGUGAAAAUGUUCAAAUUUAUAACACAUUUCAUGCAAUAGUACACAUUUUGCCGUGAGGCAGAGAGAUUUAUUUGCAGUUCUACAGCAAAUGUUCUGCAAUUUUAUCCAUUUUGUAAUGACUUAUGCCAUGUUAAUAUGAUAUUUGACUGAGAAUGCCAAACAAAAUCAAUGGGAGCCUGCUGGAGGUCAGGCCCCCUGGGCAUUUGGUAUUCGGCCAUGAUUACUACAAGUUUAGAUAGCUGACGAGUUUAACUACCACUCUAAAAAUUGUUGGCUGACAUGGCUAAAUGAGUGGCUGUCAGUAGCUAGGUUUCCAUCCAAUUUCAACAGAUUUUCAUGCAGAUAUUCUAAAACCUGCAUGAAAUAAUAUGCUUAUUUUUGCACCAGAGAUGUGUUUCCAUUAAACUUACGUUUUGCCUUUAAAAUACUGUGCGUGACGUAAUGUAGAUUAAAAUAGCUUUUGUGGUUAAAUUUCCAUUUAACAGUACCAAAUGAAAAAUAAUAGUUAGAUGGGUUUCAAUCACAUUUUCAGCUCUACUGAUGGUUCUGUCACAAAACCUUUUGAGUUAUAUAAUGUAUUCACUCUGGUCUUGGCAGUGUGCUCUAGCCAACAGCUGGCAGACACAGUGCAGCUAGAUUACCUAUGUUAGGAGAUGAUUAUGGAUAAGAGUGUGUUUUUCAAACGGCAGCCAGGAAUCGAUCAUGUCACCAGAAGAAGACCCUCAAUAUUUUUUCGAAAGGAGCAUCAAAUUCAUCACCUUGCACAUUCACCCACUGUGUGAAGUUCAUCGUAACUUAUUUCAACUGCAGCCUAAUAAACUGCAUGGUUUUCCGAGUCGUAGUGGGAGGACCACACAAUAUAUCACUGCAUCACUCCUAGUUUAUUUUGAUAGGAUGGUUAUUAUUCCAAUAUUUGCGCAUAAAGGCGCUUCCACUGCCAUUUCUCACAUAAUUCCUUUUACAGACACAAGAAGAUCACACCAUGUUGAACCAACACAUUGUCUGUUGGCAUUUAUAAAAUUGUAUCGGCAUUUCAUGUUUCCAUCAGCCCUGUCGUGACUUUUUAUGCGUCAGAUAAUUCAUGCUCAUGAAAUGGCUGGAUGGAAACGUAGUCAGUGAACUGACAUAAGAAGAAACAAAUGCUGAUGCACAACCACAUUUCUAAAUUGCACCUGGUGUAUUAUACUAUUCUAACUGUCAAUAGUAAGUUGAGACCCUGACCGACUUCCUUUUUAAAACAUUUGUGGGGGAACCCCCUAGCAGCCAGGGGCCCUAAGCUUAUGUCUCUUAUGCCUCGAACCAGCCCUAAACGCUGAGGAAGGUCUGUUGACCAAUAGGUUGGUCAGAGAAAAUAUGUCAAAAAGCAGAUUUUCUGAUGGUGAUGGGAAAUGUGGUUGUUGUUUUGAUGUUGUUGAGUAUUUAUAUUCUCUGCUUCACUCCUCUCAAAUAGUAUUUGUUAGCAAACAUUUGCUGGUCUUAAUAUAUAAUUUUAAUCUGUUUGAAUUAUGGCCUUAAUUUGGGUAGUAUUGGGAGCUGGUCUGAUGCUAUGCAAAGUGUCAGAGUGGACUUGUGUGUCAGGCAGUCUGUUUGGAAUGUAAUGUGAAUGUAAGGUUUCCUCUCCUUCAACCAGGAGACCCGGCUUCAUGCUGUCUUAUGUGCUACAGUAUCACUGGAAAAACAAAUCAAAAUGAAAGAAUAAAAAACAUAAUCACAUCAGUUGCUCGGCUGGCUAUACUAAAUGUGCUUCUAUGUCGUAAAUGGAAAUAUAUAUUUAUGUGUGAUACAUGUAUAUACCAACAAAGUCAGCAUAUGAACAAAUGGAAUAUACGUUUCAAUGCAACAUGAUCAAUUAUUUAUCCGUUUAGUGAGGUGAAAUUACAGCUACAUAAUUAUUUAUUUAUUUAUGCAGUGUCUAUAAAAUUAUGGUGAUUAAUAUGUGAGGUAAAUAAAUUAUAUUA